Molecule: messenger RNA, 1341 nt
Organism: Phytomonas sp. EM1
Lineage: Eukaryota; Euglenozoa; Kinetoplastea; Trypanosomatida; Trypanosomatidae
Source: the annotation of a GenBank genome assembly
AUGUUUGUUCACUCCAAAACGCCUCGCGUGGUUGUUUUCGUUAUGAGUAACAAAAUAGAUGAUGCCGUUUGUUAUUCUGCGGGCUCAGCCCACCUAAACGGAUUUCCCGUGGUAGUGGCCGGCUACGAUAUGCCGUUCGAUGGAAUUCAAUCCAAAUUUGAUUUCAUGGAAGCGGCCAUCAAGAAUGCGGAGCUGCAUCCAGAAGACGUGGCUAUUGUGAUCGAUUCAGACGCAUUCUUCACAGGUUCGGAUAUUAACCCAUUCCUGAAACGCUUCAUCAAGAAGUCCGCCGCGACGCCCGAAAAGCUGGACGUACUGGCGGUGCGGCAGGGCCGCGCGAUGGCACCACUCCUACUUGGCAUGGAAUCUGUCUGGGUUACACAUAAUUUAUGCAGUAAUCAUGAUAAUUCCAAACCUGGCAUUGAAGCCGUUUACAAGAAGGUGAGGAAGUAUGCCGCGGCACAUCCAGAGCAUGAGCUCACCUUGCCUCUUGGCCUAUCCCCGCAUCGCCACCUAAACUCAGGUGUCGUAGUUGCCCGCGUCUGGGCGUACAAGGAGUUCCUACAGAAGGCUUCUAAUUUCACAAGGACGCAAACCCUACCAUAUCGAAACGAAACGGAAUGGGACACUGAUGAGUCCAUUUACAUUGCGCUAGUUCUGGAUCUCAUAGCGUGGGAGGUCGAGCGGGACGUCUUCUCGAUGCCAUUGCAUGAGCGGCAGGGGGCACGGUCCCCUUACGAUAUGCGUGCAGGGUUAAUCGGGCUAGGCUUCGCUAAUACGUUUACGGGUUCUGGUGAGUUAGAAUACCAUAGUGCGUCCUGGGUAUACAAUGAGCACUCGAAGGAGCACCUGUUGAAGGAUAGUCCCAAGCAUCCGCACUUGAACAACUCAAAUCGUUUCAGAGAAAUGAGCCGUUUUGAGCGUCGCCUUCACAAGCGAGCGUAUGCCGACAACAGCGGGGAAUUUUACACAAAGCUUGCGGUGCCCGGGUGUGUUAAAGGGCAAAAGGUUACCAUGUUCGCCCACAUCACCCUCACGCCACCACUUUGGGAGAUCAGGCCAAGACAAAAGAACACAGUCAACGACUCGACGCGCUACUCGUACCCGUUUAUUUCCCACGCACCCGGUGGUAGUCAAAGUUUUACGAAAUUGAAGCAAAUGCGUCAUGGUCACGUCGGCGCUCAGCGAAUUAUGCGAGCAGUGCGAAAUCCAGAGGCAAAGUAUCAGGGCAUGGAGUACCUGGCAUCCGUGCCACUGUUUUUGUCAACGAAUCACUCCAUCAUUCGAGACUCCUACUACGUCAAAUGUGGCUUCCAUUUGAAGGAACGGUCCGAAAGGUGA